Zygosaccharomyces rouxii is the source of this 2073-nucleotide messenger RNA. RefSeq names its product Sgm1p (gene SGM1). Bases 1 to 2073 code for a protein of 690 amino acids. Gene Ontology annotation, cellular component: Golgi apparatus; endoplasmic reticulum. Lineage: Eukaryota; Fungi; Ascomycota; Saccharomycetes; Saccharomycetales; Saccharomycetaceae. The transcript has a single exon. The record is from RefSeq and is a predicted model, not a curated record.
AUGACAGAUACAUCAAAAAAGCUGACUUUAGAGGAAAGACUGUCUCUAGCAGCAAAGAAAAGUAAGAAGAAGAAUAAAAAGUCCCCGUCUCCUGCUGCAAUUGUACCAACUGAAGUGGAACAAACGACUGAGAAGACUGAGAAAUCUGACAAGGCUGAAAUAGACGAAAAGGUUAAUGAAAAGAGCGAUGAAAAGGAUGACAAAGUUUCCAAUGCUGCCACAGCUUCUGCUCCUCAAUUAACAGCUUCUUCUGAAAAUAAUCUAGUACCAGAACAGGAAGAUUCUGAAGGCAACAAUUUAGAAGAGGAAAACAACUGGAAGAGACAAAUUCAGCUUUUGAACUCUCUAAAGGAUAAGGAGCCUUGGUCACAAUGGUUAACUAAAGCUACACAAUUCUCUAAUGUCGAUGAUUUCUUAAAAACUUUUGAACCUGCCCUUAGGUCAAUAUAUGAGGAGUUGCAAAAUUACAAGAAACAGGAGGAUGUCGCCAACGAAAGCACUACUGAUAAGGAAAAGGAUGAACUAAUUGCACAAUUACGUUAUGAAGGUGAAAAAUUAGCUGCAACUGAACUUAGGCAAAAUAAUGCAAUUAAAUCCUUGAGAAAAAAAUUAGCUGGGAUGGAAAAUGAUAUCAAAGUCACACAGGAGGAACUUUUUAAGAAGAUAAGCAGUUACGAACAGUUGUUCGAUUCACAUGAAGAUCUACAAACUCAAUUACAGAACUGUGAAGUUAUAAUCAAAAAUCUACGUCAAGAUAAUGCACAGUUAAAAGAUUCAGAGUCACAAUUGGAAAAUAAGAAGGAAGAGGUAGAGAGUCUGCGCAGUACAUUGGAAAUGGAGCAUCAGAAAUUUGAACAAAGAGAGAAGGAUAUGAUUAUCGAGAUUGAUACUUUAAAAUCCUCGUCCCAGGAACAAGUGACUCAAUUGGAAACUAGCUUGGAGCAAUUGAGGAUAAAACUUGACAGCAGUUCUAAGAAAGAUCAAAAAGAACCAGUGCCUAAUUAUAAGGAAAACGAAGAGAUCCUUAGAAAAGAACUGGAAUCUCUCAAAUUUAGUUCGUCUCAAUUAGAAAACUCGCUUACCGGUAAGAUUUCCGAUUUAGAGACUAAAUUGAAUCAGUUACAACAAUCGAGUUCACAAUUAGAGGGACAAUUGCAAUCUGUAAGACAGUUGAAUGAAUCUCUAGAAAUAAGGUUGUCUGAUGAAAGUAAAAAUAGAGAACAAAAUGCCGUUAAGUUACAAGAAUUACAACGGGAAAAUGAAAAGCUGCGAAACUCAUUACAGGAUUCCAUUGAGGACUACAACUUACUACAAAGGAAGUAUGAGAUACGACAAACUCAUUUGGAAUCAAAUGUGGAAUCAAAUUUGGUACCAACAGAGAAAGAAUCGAAACCAUCACAAUCACUCGAUGUUCCCCAUAAUCAAAAAGAUGGUACGGUGCCACCUUCUCCGGCAGAGGAAGAUUGGAUGUAUCCACCUAAUGUUUCUCAGAUUUCUUCCAUGGGACCCCCCAUGGACUUCGAAAGUAGUUCUUUACAAAAAGAAGUUGAUGAGAUAAGUGAUCGUCCACCCAUUGAAGAUGAUAAACUUUCAAUAAAUGGGAUGGAUAUACCUGAAGAAGCAGCUGCCAUGGGAUCACACGUCCAUGAGUUGCACUCAACUUCUAGGCAAACGAAUUCUAUGAACUACCGCAGGCGUAGUACACAAGUGGAUUCUACAGGACAAAUGAAUGCCCAUAUGAUAAGCAAACUUGGUGCAGAGAUUAGAAGGUAUGAGGCAGAGCUAGUUUCGCUGCAGAAUAGUUGUGAAAGAUUGCAGAAGGAAAAGAUGGAAGCAAGUAAUGAGAUAUUGAAACUUUUGGAAGAUAAUGAAAGAGUACAAGUAUUAUCUAAGGAAAAAGACGAAUUAACUAGAAAACUUGAGGAAACUCAGAGCAAAUUAGAAACUUCUUUACAAAUAUUAGGAGAGAAAACUGAAAGAGUAGAAGAACUUGAGAAUGAUGUGGCAGAUCUCAAGGAAAUGAUGCAACAGCAAGUCCAACAAAUGGCAGAUAUGCAGGAAAGAUUGAGAUGA